Messenger RNA from Panicum hallii, 1400 nucleotides. RefSeq names its product polygalacturonase inhibitor-like. NCBI's taxonomy places the organism in Eukaryota, Viridiplantae, Streptophyta, Magnoliopsida, Poales, Poaceae. The transcript has a single exon. The record is from RefSeq and is a predicted model, not a curated record. The coding region runs from base 72 to 1106 and encodes 344 amino acids. Gene Ontology annotation, molecular function: protein binding.
CAAGCAUCUAGCUAGCUAGCUAGCUGAUCAUCACAAGUGAGACAGGGAGCUAGGUGAUCGAUCGAUCCAUCAUGGCCGCCUCCUCGCAGCAAUCGUCACAGCACCUGCUAGUCCUGCUGCUGCUGCUCCUCUCCUGCCUCGCCGGCGCCGCCACCGCGGGCUCCACGAUGCAGUGCCACGACGAGGACCAGGCGGCGCUGCUGGCCAUCAACUCCGCGCUGGGGAGCCCCUACCACUUCGCGUCCUGGACGCCCGACACCUUCUGCUGCGACUGGUACGACGUCGACUGCGACAACGCCACGGGCCGCGUCGUCGGCCUCUCCGUCUUCGGGGACGCCAACGUCACGGCCGCCAUCCCGGACGCCAUCGCCAACCUCACCGGCCUCCGCACCCUCGUGCUGCGCCACCUCCCGGGCCUCACCGGCGGCAUCCCGGAGUCGCUCGCCCAGCUCUCGGGCCUCUCGCAGCUCACCAUCUCCUACACCGGCGUCUCCGGGCCCGUGCCGGCGUUCCUGUCCCAGCUCGCCGAGCUCGCACUGCUCGACCUCUCCUUCAACUCCCUCUCGGGCGCCAUCCCGGCCUCGCUCGCCGACCUCCCCGCCCUCGCCAGCAUCGACCUCAGCCGCAACCGCCUCGAGGGCCCCGUCCCGGCGCUGCUCCUCAGCAAGUGCCCCGGCCAGGUCGAGCUCUGGCUCUCGCACAACAACCUCUCCGGCGCCAUCCCCGCCGGGUUCGCCGCCAUCAACUUCACGCACCUCGACCUGUCGCGCAACUCCCUCUCCGGAGACGCCUCGGCCGUCCUCGGCCGGGGGAAGCCGCUGCAGCACCUGGACCUGUCCCGCAACGACCUGCGCUUCAGCCUCACGGGCGCGGAGCUGCCGGAGCAACUCACCUACCUGGACCUGAGCCACAACGCCAUCCGCGGCCGCGUCCCGGCGCAGGUGGCCGACCUCGCCGGCCUGCAGCUCUUCAACGUCAGCUACAACAAGCUGUGCGGCGUGCUGCCCACCGGCGGGGUAAUGGAGAGGUUCGACGCCUACAGCUACCAGCACAACAAGUGCCUCUGCGGAUCCCCGCUCCCGGCCUGCCACCGUUACAUGCUCUAAAUCUCUCAUUCCAGAACAAUUCUAGCUCCACCCAUGCAUGCAUCCACAAGAUCGAGGAGGAAGCUAAUAAGCUCAUUAAGCCAAUAGUGCCAAGUACAACUCGCACCUAAGAAGAUCGAAGUAUGUACUAUAGAGUAAUAAUGGUUGUGUGUUUUGGGUUUGUACACCUAGCUAGCUAGAGACAGAUUAAGCUCAAUGUAUAAUGUAUACGCAUGUGUGUGUGUCCUUAAUUUGAAGUGCCAAUAUAUUGUUGCUUGACAAUGUUUUGCAACGCAGUUGCAUCAAAUUAAACUA